This is a messenger RNA of Cyphellophora attinorum, 717 nucleotides long. RefSeq lists its product as uncharacterized. NCBI's taxonomy places the organism in Eukaryota, Fungi, Ascomycota, Eurotiomycetes, Chaetothyriales, Cyphellophoraceae. Bases 1 to 717 code for a protein of 238 amino acids. The record is from RefSeq and is a predicted model, not a curated record. The transcript has 3 exons.
AUGAGAAAACCAACGACUGCAGUCGCGCUCGCUCUCAGCGGCUACGCCUACGCGCUAAACGAAGCGCCCAUGAUCACCGCUGCAGCACAGCUAUUCCCCCGCGACACAGACCCCGGCUUCGUGGGAUUCAUCUCUCAGAACGGCGAAUUCUCCAACCCCCGCUCCUGCGAAUACUCAGAAACAGUAUCCACCUCGGGCUCCUACUUCCAAUGCUGUCCGACUGCUUCAGGCAGCGCCUGCAACUUCUACACCACCUGCAGCGACAACACGCUCUACGCGCCCGGUAGCGUCAGUGUGGACUGCUAUCAGAACACUGGGUUGCAGUGUAAUACAGGUAUUGUGUUGCAGACGGCGGGUCAGGAAGGGGGAGGAGCGAGUUAUCUGGCGUGUUGGCAGACGAGUUUGGGGAGUAGCGCGUUUACGUUUGUGCAGACUACGGGGGCCAGUGGUGGGGGUGGGGGAGGGAGUGGUGCUGCCUCUACUGGUUCGGGAUCGGGUUCAGGCUCCUCGGCAGCUGCGACUAUGAGCGCGACCAGUAGCAGUGGCAGUGGCGGCUCGUCUUCCAGCGGGUCUGCGGCGCAAUCGACCGGCGCGACUGGAAGUUCGUCGGCAAGUGCGAGCCAGUCGGCGAAUGCUGCUGCUGAGGUGGUUGCGGAAGGUAUGGGUGCGAAGGUAGUAGGGGCUGCUGUCGCCUUGGUUGGAGGCUGGAUGCUUUGA